Molecule: messenger RNA, 756 nt
Organism: Salvelinus namaycush (lake trout)
Lineage: Eukaryota; Metazoa; Chordata; Actinopteri; Salmoniformes; Salmonidae
Exons: 4
Coding region: 1-756 (251 amino acids)
Source: RefSeq, a predicted model, not a curated record
AUGACCUCUAACAGUUAUUUGGAUCCUUCGACAUCAGUUUAUUUGAAUAAAAAGACAGUCUUUUCUGCCAGCCUGAACUUAGCCACCAUAAGAAGCAAAGGUUUUAUCCGUCCUCAUUAUUCACAUCAGGUUGACCCAUGGAACUUGAAGCCGCCUGAUUUCUCUCCUAAACUCUACACAUCUCUGAGUGUCCCUCGAAGGAAGAAGACAAAAAAUACACAUCAACCUUUACUGACACUUGCCUCCAGUGAGACAGCCUUCAGAGUGGACAGAUUUACCCCAAACAUUCUAAUUCCUGAGAUUGACCAGAAUAAAAAAGCACUGCCAAAGUUCAGCUCAUCAUACAGACCUCCUGGCUCUUUAGAAUCAAAGCUGAUGUUCGUUAAAACAGGGAAAUACCCUCCUGUGGCCUACAAGAACCCUAAACCACAUAACUUUAGACAGCUUGCUGAUGACAUGCCAAAUAUGGUUACUGCAGCUGAAAGGGAUCCUGGUCAGUUGAACUUCAAAUCUCAGCACCUGAGUAUAAUUAGGGGGACCAGAUCGGACACAGACAUUUACUCAAGGGAACCUUUUGGGAAGAUGGACACCUAUAAGCCAACAGAGCCCAGAUGGGAGGCCAGGCUCACACUCCCUAAAUUGCCUUGGCCCCCAAAAUCUGCCUCCUACACUAGACACAGGCACAGACGCGGAGUGUACAGUGCUUUCAUGGACAGAGUAGAGGAGAAGAUCUCCAGCUCUUGGAAAACUGGCUGA